GUCAUCCCUCGGAUCCCAGCACCACCUCCGCCUCCCCCCUCUCUCUCUUCUUCACCCCUUUCUCCCCGACCCACUCCAAGAACGAGCGAAGGAACGCCUCUUCUUCCCGCCGAUUCCUCCUCCUCCUCCUCUCACCCAGCUCCGUCAUUCCACCCACCCACGCGAAGAAAGAAGCGCCUCUUCUUCCGUCGGCCGCCAUGGCCUCCGACACCUCAGCCGACGCAGCCGAGGUCGACAGGCUCUACGAGUUCGGCGAGCGGCUUAACGAGGCCAAAGACAAGUCAGAGCAUGUGAGUGACUACGAGGGGAUCAUAGCGGCUGUGGAAGGGCAUUGCGUGAAGGCGAAGCAGUUGGCCGCGCAGCUCAUCCCGCGGUUCUUUAAGUUCUUUCCGGGUCUCUCCAGCAGGGCCGUGACCGCGCUUUUCGAUUUGGUCGAGGAGGACGAUCUUGGGAUCAGAGUACAGGCUAUUCGUAGCCUUCCUCUUCUGUGCAAAGAUACACCAGAAUAUGUAUCUAAAAUUGUUGAUGUUCUUGGGCAACUAUUAACAUCUGAGGAAAACGUGGAGCGUGAUGCGGUGCAUAAAGCUCUUAUGUCCCUUUUAAGGCAGGAUGUAAAAGCUUCUUUAACAGCUUUGUUUAGGCAUGUUGAGAUAGGAAUGGAAAAUGUUCGGGAGAAAGUUAUUUGUUUUCUUAAGGACAAGGUGUUUCCUAUUAAAGCUGAGCUGCUGAAGCCUCAAGUGGAGAUGGAAAGGCACGUGACCAAUUUGGUGAAAAAGAGUUUACAAGAUGUAACUGGUGCUGAAUUUAAAUUAUUCAUGGACUUCCUGAGGAGUUUUAGCAUAUUUGGUGUUGGUGUACCUCCAGAACAUAUUCAAGAACUUAUUGAGAUUAUAGAAGGACAAGCGGACCUGGAUGCACAAUUCAAUGUUGAAGAUAUCGAUCAUAUAGAUAGAUUGAUUUCAUGCAUGUGUAUGGCUCUUCCGUUUUUUGCAAGAGGUGCCUCAAGCAGCAAGUUCCUCAGUUAUAUCAACAAGCAUAUAUUACCUGUAUUUGAUAAGCUUCCUGAAGAAAGGAAGUUAGAUUUGCUCAAGAAUGUUGCUGUAAGUUCACCUUAUGCAACUGCACAGGAUUCACGCCAACUUCUUCCAUCUAUUGUUACACUUUUAAAGAAGUACAUGCCUCGGAGAAAGACAGAGGGGCCUAAAUAUGAUUAUCUUGAAUGCUUAUUUUUCUCAUUUCACCAUUUAGCACAUAAGACUCCAAACUCUACAAAUAGCCUUUGUGGUUACAAGAUAGUAACUGGCCAGCCAUCAGACAGACUUGGGGAGGAUUUUUCAGAAAAUUAUAAAGAUUUUACUGAGAGAUUAAGCUCUACAGAGGAAGUUGUCAAGAACGCCAUAAAGAAACUAACCCAGGGGAUGGCUGAUCAUAACAAAGCAUUGUCUGUGGCAAAGACCGAAGAGGAAAAGGCUAACAUUAAAACAGAGCAGCAGAAAACGACAACAGCACUGCAUAACUGUAACAAUAUACUGGCUAUGACUCAGCUCUUACAUGCGAAAGCGCCUUUAUUUAUUGGAGACAAUAAAAUCAACCUGUCUUGGAAGGAACCCAUGAAACAGUCGUCGGCUUCGACAAUGCCUACAGGGAGUAAGAGAAAAGCAGCUGCGCCGGUUAAUGGGUCAAGAAGCACAAGCGCCACAGUUGAAAAGAAGGCACGAGGUGAGGGAAUCGUUCAAAGCCAGCUUGUUAACAGGGCAUUGGAAGGCUUGUCUCGAGGUGGUGGCGGCAGAAGUGGAAGGGCUGGAAGGGGCUGGGGUGGAAGAGGAAGAGGAAGAGGAAGAGGAUGGGGAUGGGGUUUCCGUUAGGACAGAAGGGACUUCAGUUCGUCUCACCAGCUGCAGCAUUGACAAAUUUUUUUGUUUUUUCUCCCCGAUAGGUAGGAUGAGGCAACAGCACCACCCCCCAACCCCUCCCCAGGCAUGGUUGACUUGUAAGCAUAGAUGUAUGUAUUUAAUGCUUAGCUGCAUCAGAUUUUUGCUUACCUUUGUCCAAUGGCAUUUUACCAGUAAUUCACUAGUGUUGUCCGUGACUCAGAAUGUUAUUUGUUUAAUUCUGUCGGCUGCCACUCUUUCGCUUAGUUUCA
This is a messenger RNA of Musa acuminata subsp. malaccensis (wild Malaysian banana), 2143 nucleotides long. Its product is annotated as apoptosis inhibitor 5-like protein API5. The record is from RefSeq and is a predicted model, not a curated record. Gene Ontology annotation, biological process: regulation of programmed cell death. Gene Ontology annotation, cellular component: nucleus. Gene Ontology annotation, molecular function: mRNA binding. Lineage: Eukaryota; Viridiplantae; Streptophyta; Magnoliopsida; Zingiberales; Musaceae.